Gekko japonicus is the source of this 2344-nucleotide messenger RNA. It is a transcript of the gene ZNF410, whose product is annotated as zinc finger protein 410. Gene Ontology annotation, biological process: regulation of transcription by RNA polymerase II. The coding region runs from base 272 to 1681 and encodes 469 amino acids. NCBI's taxonomy places the organism in Eukaryota, Metazoa, Chordata, Lepidosauria, Squamata, Gekkonidae. Gene Ontology annotation, molecular function: transcription coregulator activity. The transcript is spliced from 12 exons. The record is from RefSeq and is a predicted model, not a curated record. Gene Ontology annotation, cellular component: nucleus.
UAUAAGUAGACCUGCAGAGCAGGUUAGUGUUGAUGUCCUUGUUUGUCCUCCAUUUAGACAGUGGCCUGGAUCCUGUCACUUCACUGUGAAGUCUGAAGACUUUCUCCGGCCUAUGAUUAAAUGGAAUAGCUCUCUACUACAGCUUCUCCCAAGAAGAUCCUCACAGAAUUGUGGGACUGAAAUAUGCGCAUAAUCAUAGAACAGAGUUCACUUUGAACUUUAAGCUUUGUGCCUUACCCAGGUCUGCUUUGGAAAUCGGAAACUUGAAUCAAUGUUAUCGGAUGAGUUAGAGUCUAAACCAGAGCUGCUGGUUCAGUUUGUUCAGAACACAUCUAUUCCACUAGGACAAGGGCUUGUGGAACCGGAACAUAAAAAUAUUACCUGUCUCUCUCUCCUUCCAGUUACUGAAUCCCCAGAAUGCAACAGGUUAAUGUUGCCAGAUGACUCUCCAGGUCAUGCUAGCCCUUCAAAGGAUGUUUCCUCUUCUGCUGUCUUGCGAAGUCUCCAGGUGAAUGUUGGCCCUGAUGGUGAGGAGACAAGGGCAGAAACUGUGCAGAAACCAUCUGAGCUUCUGCCAAGUCCCGACACUUCUAGUUUAUUGCAAGACCUCCAACCUAGUGAUAGCACUUCCUUUAUCCUCCUCAAUUUAACGCGAACAGGCAUUGGCUCACCAUCAGAGCACUUGGUGUUUGUCCAAGAUGAAGCAGAGGAUUCUGGGAAUGACUUCUUCUCCAAUGAUAGCACAGACAGCAGUACCCCAUGGUUUUUACGAGUGCAGGAACUGGCCCAUGACAGUUUGAUUGCUGCCACUCGAGCCCAGCUCGCCAAGAAUGCCAAAGCAAGCAAUAAUGGUGAAAAUGUUCACGUUUGCUCAGGAGACCCCCAACUGAAAGAAUCCAGUCCUAUCCCUCACCUGCCCCGUGUGGAGAAACAACUGAAGUGCACAGUCGAGGGCUGUGACAGGACAUUUGUGUGGCCGGCCCACUUCAGAUAUCACCUAAAAACCCACAGGAAUGACCGUUCCUUUAUUUGUCCUGCAAAAGAUUGUGGGAAAAGUUUCUAUGUACUGCAGAGGUUGAAGGUGCAUAUGAGAACGCACAAUGGCGAGAAGCCAUUCGUCUGUACUGAGCUAGGCUGUGGGAAACAGUUCACAACAGCUGGGAAUCUGAAGAACCAUCUGAGGAUUCACACUGGGGAAAAACCCUUCUUGUGUGAUGCUCAGGGGUGUGGUCGUUCCUUUGCUGAAUACUCCAGCCUUCGGAAACACCUGGUUGUCCACUCAGGAAUAAAGCCCCACCAAUGCCAAAUCUGUGGGAAGACAUUUUCUCAGAGUGGUAGUAGGAAUGUUCACAUGAAGAAACAUCAUUCUAGAGCUGGAACAGUUAGCAACAUUAGCAACACACAGCAUGAACCUACAGAAUCGCUGAUGGGCAGUAGUUUGUUGGAAGAAUCUGAAGUACCCAGUAAGAACCUGGUGUCCAUAAGCUCACCACCUAGCCUUGAUGUAGCAUCCUUGCACCUGCCUGACACUGAAUCGAUUAUUGGUGUAAAAGAGGAGGUUCUUGUAGAAGCAGCAACAAACUCUCUCCAUGCUGCAUCUGAUGUCGUGUUGCCAUCUCACCAUCUAAUGCCCAUGUCGACAUCCAGGCAUUCUUAUGGGGUGUCAGCUUUGCUUCAGUAAAUCCACAGUUACAGAAGGAAGAGCCAAGCAAUGAAGUAUUGAACACAAGCAAUGAAGCUAAAGAAUAGGUUUCUGUGAUGUGCUCAAGAAGCUCUCUGGUACCAGAAUUCCCAGCAUGUAUGCUGUGCCUUUAGCAUACUUUUUAUGUGACAACCUGGUUUAGUCACUGGAAAUGCUUCCUGAAGAAUGGAUUCUGGAAUUACUACUAAUAUAUGAACAGUAUAUUGUUCCUGUUGAACAUGGUGCCCAGAAGUCAGGAGGCAAUGUUUUUACAACUAGCUCUAAGUCACUUUUUCCCUCCUGAAGUGGAUCAUAGGUUCUGGUGUCAUACUGGCUUGUCCUUCUUGGGAAGAAUCUUUAGAUUGUAGUGCAUUCUGCAGUAAGGCACUUCACUCUGCUCUUGCUUCUGAGCUGUAGGGGUGGUUAUGUGGCUUUUUUUCUUGGAGCUGGAGUUUCUAUAUCCUCUUGCUUUGUGCAGAUACAUCAACUAAUGCUGCUUAUGCUCCACACUGAAGACCUUCAGAAGAUUGCAUCAGACACCCUUGUACUUGCUUCUCUGUGUGACAUUUUAAUUUCUAAUUAUUAGGGCCUUUAAUUUAAACAAAUCAGACAUAGAAACUAUUGUGUUUUCUUGUAAAUAAAUGAUGUACUUCCAACUCCAAA